This is a messenger RNA of Malania oleifera, 804 nucleotides long. RefSeq names its product autophagy-related protein 8f. Lineage: Eukaryota; Viridiplantae; Streptophyta; Magnoliopsida; Santalales; Ximeniaceae. The record is from RefSeq and is a predicted model, not a curated record. The transcript has 6 exons. Gene Ontology annotation, biological process: cellular response to nitrogen starvation. The coding region runs from base 163 to 579 and encodes 138 amino acids.
GAUAAUAUAAAUAUAGUUGAAAAUCGAAGCAAGGCCGCCAUAUUUUUUUAUCUUUCUCAAACCACCAGCUGCGAAGGGUCGUCGCAACUGUCAACAAGGUUUGUGGGUUGCUCCUCCUUUUGGUUUCUUCGAUUCAAAUCUGCUGUUAGUUUGCGUCUCUGGAUGAUUGAUGAAUCGAACCGCCUUUUAGAUUGCGUUUGUCCUAAAAAUAUGGCAAAGAGUUACUUCAAGCAAGAGCAUGAUUUGGAGAAAAGACGUGCUGAGGCUGCUAGGAUAAGGGAGAAAUACCCAGACAGAAUUCCGGUGAUAGUGGAGAAGGCAGAAAGAAGUGAUAUUCCAAAUAUAGAUAAGAAAAAGUAUCUUGUUCCGGCUGAUUUGACGGUGGGACAGUUUGUCUAUGUAAUUCGCAAAAGAAUCAAAUUGAGUGCAGAGAAAGCAAUUUUUAUUUUUGUGGAUAAUGUCCUCCCACCCACAGGGGCAAUUAUGUCUGCGAUAUAUGACGAGAAGAAGGAUGAAGAUGGGUUUCUCUAUGUUACGUACAGUGGAGAGAACACAUUCGGGUAUCAGACACCGCUGUAGCCUCCACCAAUAGUUUCUUUCACAGUUUCACCCCAUAUUUGCUAAUAUAAUCAUCCUUUUGAUUGCAUCAUCGCAUCGACAACGCUGUUAUUGCGUAUAUUUUUAUAUAUAAACCUUGCAAGUGAUAUGUACAGUUGCUGCAUUAUGCAUAUAUUUUCUAAGGACCUGUAUCAAGAAACAAUCUCCUGCUCCAUGCUUCCAAUAAUAAUUCUUGACAUUCUCCCA